Messenger RNA from Anopheles bellator, 1359 nucleotides. RefSeq names its product D-beta-hydroxybutyrate dehydrogenase, mitochondrial-like. The transcript is spliced from 4 exons. Lineage: Eukaryota; Metazoa; Arthropoda; Insecta; Diptera; Culicidae. The coding region runs from base 118 to 1173 and encodes 351 amino acids. Gene Ontology annotation, molecular function: oxidoreductase activity. The record is from RefSeq and is a predicted model, not a curated record.
AUUCGCGAUCGUAAUGCGCACAUCUUAGCCGGUGCUAGAUUUCGAGAGAUUUCGCAUAAGUUUUGUCUCCGUUGCUAGAGCUACCGGCAUCUCGCCCGAGCCUGCGUAGGUGAAAAUAUGCUGUUCACCGUGCUCUGUGGCUUGGCGUCUUUGGUUGCGGCUAUUGCACUUGCCGCAGGCAAAUACAGCGUACGCAGAAGCCGAAAAAAUGUUAUAGCGUCUUUAAACCAACAGCAUGUUGUAAUAAUCACCGGAUGCGACUCUGGCCUUGGCUUCAACCUGGCGCGCACGUGCUUGCAGGCCAGUAUGACGGUGAUUGCGACAUUCGUCAACGAAAAUUCGGAGGGUCGUAGGAAGCUCAUGGAAAUGUCUGAAUCAGGUGGUCGGCUCAAACCACUUGUGCUUGACCUGACCGAUACGUUGAGCAUCUAUACUGCGCAGGACGCCGUGCAACACCUGUUCGAAACAGACCUCCGUGACAGCCAACUGUACGCGAUUGUGAACAACAGCGCCGUGAUGUGUUUCGGCGAAGCAGAGUGGCAAUCGACGGCCCUCAUCGCGGAGCAGGUUUCUGUUAAUCUUACUGGACCGUUGUUGUUUACCAUAUCACUGUUGGAUAUGUUGAGAAAGGACCGUGGCCGGCUGGUAGUCGUCACCAGUCAUUGCGGUCAGCAAGCGCUUCCCGGAUUGAGCGUUUACUCAGCCACUAAGGCAGCCCUUCACGCCUGGUGUACCGCUGUGAGACUCGAGCUGGCACCCCAUCAUACGCCGGUGGUUGAGCUUGUGCCCGGCUCGUUUCUGCUUCACUCGAACAUCUGUGCCCGUCAAGAACAAUUCUUCGACGACAUGUGGUCCACCAUGACCGUCAGCCAACAAAUGUACUAUGGUACCUAUUUCCAGGAAUACCGCGAUUACUUGGCGCCACUGUGUAGACCACGUCCGGUUGAACCGUUCCCGUCUGAAGAUCCACUACUGGAAUGCAUCCAUGGCGCGCUGUUCGAUAAGCGCCCGAAGGCGAUCUACAAAUGCGAGUCGUGGCGCUACUGGGUGUACUACACCGCAUUCGCUUUCACUCCGAGCUUUGUGCGCGACAAACUAAUCCGCCGUUUUCUAGCUAUGCCUGAGUACAAUGGUUCUAAUCCGCAGGCGAAGAGAAGCGGCACUCGGAAAUGAAUCACAUGAGGGUGGCACGUAAAUGCCCAAUUAGUUGAUCGUUGCACGUCCCUUAAUUAUCAUCUGCUUUCUUUCACUCCACAAGACUCCACGCAGAUGGCUACAUUAUGCUAAACAUUUGAAACUUCGGUACACAUUCGUAGCAAGCAUUCUGCAAUAGCUACUACUUAAUAAUUGGUAUCUCCU